UGAUGAUACAGGAAGGGAAGACAAACACUUGAACGGCACAUUUGCUAAUGAGCAGCAAGAGGGUUUUUAAAAGUGUUCUGGUUUCUUAGAGAAAAUGGCAUUCUCGCUGGUUAUCUUGUUGAGUUUCUGGGGAGCUGUUGCCAGCAAUGUUUUUGACGACCUGACACUGGAGGCAGAUAAGCCAUUGGAGCGCGUGGCUUUCUCAGAAGAAGCCACCGUCCGCUGCUGCUACCAGUGGGAUAGACCUCACAAUUUCACCUGGAUUGUGAAUAUUCACAACACCAAUGGUAUCAUAAGGCCUGUCUUAGAAAAUCUGCUCAACAAGUCAGACACAGGGACAAAUGGAGCCACAUGCCAUUCGUUAGUUUUCAAGAGUGUCCGUAUCAAUGACACCGGCUUGUACCAGUGUAAACUGCAUUCUAACUCUUUUCACAUCUAUACCCAUGGUACCUUUCUUCAAGUCUACAAACCUUUGGAGAAGACCUUGAACCUCAGCGAGCGUGUAAAGAACAGCAUCAUUACAGCAGAAGGAGUGUUGCUGCUGAUGUGUGUGUUGAUCCCUGGCACCGCGAUGCUCUGUAAGACAAAGAAGCUGAAGGAACUUGAGAAGAAGAAAGGAAGAGAGGAGGAGAACAUCUAUGAGGGUCUAAACCUGGAUGACUGCAACUCAGCUUACCAUCAAAUUCAACGCACCAGUCAACAAGGCCCCUAUCAGGAUGUGGCCAACUGUACAGAAGACAUUCAGCUGGAGAAGCCGUAGAGGAACAGGAAAAGGAAUGCGGGAAAAAAAAUGUCAAGGGAAAAGUGAACUCUGUUACUUGUGCUAAAAUGUAAAGUCGUGAUUACAUGAGCCUGCUUUCAGUAUGUCUUUGCAUCUCUUUGCUAGUUUGAAGAUAAGCUUGUUUGUGUUUUGCAUUGGUGAAUCAAACAUGUCUGCUAAUGGUUUGAAUGAAUUGUGUAAAACGUGUGACAUUUUAAGUCUGUCCUGAGGAAUGUUCCAAAUAAAUAAAUCCACUGGAUACUCAAAGUCGA
Molecule: messenger RNA, 1032 nt
Organism: Puntigrus tetrazona (Sumatra barb)
Lineage: Eukaryota; Metazoa; Chordata; Actinopteri; Cypriniformes; Cyprinidae
Gene: cd79a
Product: CD79a molecule, immunoglobulin-associated alpha
Exons: 5
Coding region: 95-760 (221 amino acids)
Biological process (GO): B cell receptor signaling pathway; B cell differentiation
Cellular component (GO): B cell receptor complex; external side of plasma membrane
Source: RefSeq, a predicted model, not a curated record